UCAGCUUCAUUUAGACCACGUUCAGGCACAAAUACUGAUCAGGAUUAUGUCUUCAUUGUUUCCACUGCGCAAAAAAGAGCAGAAGAGCCAAAACACAAAAAACUGAGUCAGGUAACCCUCUGCACAGACCACCAUGGAGGAAGAUUAAAACAUCCCUGUGAGUCAAAAGGAGGAAGAGAAAGCAGGGAGAAAACACAUUCUUAAGACAUCAAAGACUUUUGUGAAGCAGCGUGGAAAUGCUGUGAAUAGGAAGAACUCAGAGAGUUCCGUACCUCAUGUGCAUCUUUUCUUCCUACUGAUCCUGAAACCGGAUGAUGUUUUUGGAUAGCUGUAGCUCCAUAUCCAGGAAGGAAAAACAACAGCAGGUCAAGAAGGACAGGAAGAGAGAGAGGAAAUUAGGGCGAGGAAGUAUGAUGGCCUUGAGCCACAGGAAGCCGCAGUCCUCAUUGGCUCAGUAUCCUGUACAGUGAGUGCGUAAAAGUACAGACUGUAUGAAGUGUACAAAAGAGAAGGAGGAAGAGGACCUGAACACAGCUUGCAGUUUCUCCAACAACGUCCGUGAAAAAGGAACAUGUCUGAGCCUCGUGGGGAUGGUGACGCACAGAGUGGGGGAGACACACUGGAUGCCCUAUCAUUUUUUUCACAGAAGCAGGAUGCAGAGCCUGCAGAGAGUCCAAAGACUGCAGAGGAAACGGAGUCUUCAUCCAUCAGCACUAAAGCAGCAGACUCAGACCCUUAUCGAUACAGGAUGGACUACCCGUGCAUGGGAACCUGUCUGAUCAUCAACAACAAAAACUUCCACCCCUGCACAAAUAUGAGUACUCGUAAUGGAACAGAUGUGGAUGGUGCCACUGCUAUAAAAUGCUUCUCCGAUCUGGGCUACAAGAUAAGGUUUGCCAAUGAUCAGACUGUGAGCCAGAUAAAACAGCUGAUGAUAAGUGUAUCCCAGGAGGACCACAGCAAUAAUGCAUCAUUUGCAUGUGUGCUCCUCAGUCAUGGAGAGGAGGGUGUGAUAUUCGGCACUGACGGCUUUGAGAAGUUAGAAAAUCUGACUAAAUACUUUAAAGGAGAUCGCUGCAGGGGUUUGGUGGGGAAACCAAAGCUCUUCUUCAUACAGGCAUGCCGUGGCUCAGACCUGGAUGGAGGCAUUGAGACUGACAGCGUAGCGGAGGGAACAUCGGAGAGGAUUCCUGUGGAGGCAGAUUUCCUGUAUGCUUUUUCUACGGCUCCAGGCUACUACUCUUGGAGAAACACAUCCAAUGGUUCCUGGUUCGUUCAGGCGUUGUGUGAGAUGUUGCAGCGGUGCAGUGGAGAGCUGGAGCUGAUGCAGAUCAUGACCAGAGUCAACCGCAAGGUGGCGACGCACUUUGAGUCUGCCUCCAACCUCCCUGGAUUCAGCGGCAAGAAGCAGAUCCCCUGCAUCGUCUCCAUGUUGACCAAAGACUUCUACUUUCCUGUCUAGAUCCAGAUACAUGUCUUCUUUUGACCUAUGACCCACUACAUACAUUUAUAUACUUUGACUUCAAAAUGUUUGAGUGAAAUCCAAACAGGAUGGUGUUAGCUUAAAGAUGAAUAAUUACCUCAGUAAAGAUUUUCCUAAUGAGUUUAUGCUCUCAAUCACUGGUUCCAAGUCUUCUCCCAUACAGCAUGUGCAUAUUGUCCCAUUUAGAAUAAAGAAGACUAAUGUGUUCCUUUAUGAAUAUAUAUUUUUAAAAGUGCUGGAAAAUACUCUAAUUGUAAUAUUUGAACAUCAUAGUUUUAAUAAAAAUAUAAAAGAGUGUAAGUA
Notolabrus celidotus (New Zealand spotty) is the source of this 1786-nucleotide messenger RNA. RefSeq names its product caspase-3-like. Gene Ontology annotation, cellular component: cytoplasm. Bases 572 to 1462 code for a protein of 296 amino acids. NCBI's taxonomy places the organism in Eukaryota, Metazoa, Chordata, Actinopteri, Labriformes, Labridae. Gene Ontology annotation, biological process: neuron differentiation; erythrocyte differentiation; proteolysis. The transcript is spliced from 10 exons. The record is from RefSeq and is a predicted model, not a curated record.